This is a messenger RNA of Chenopodium quinoa (quinoa), 1262 nucleotides long. Its product is annotated as cysteine-rich repeat secretory protein 15-like. Bases 259 to 1194 code for a protein of 311 amino acids. NCBI's taxonomy places the organism in Eukaryota, Viridiplantae, Streptophyta, Magnoliopsida, Caryophyllales, Amaranthaceae. The record is from RefSeq and is a predicted model, not a curated record. Gene Ontology annotation, cellular component: plasmodesma. The transcript has 2 exons.
CAUGAACCAAGGGUCCAUGGAAAUUAAACUCAUAGUCGUGUAUAACUUGUGCCAAUAAUUAACCCAGUUUGUCAAGUAAAAACAAAAUAGUACUUCAAAUCUUAUUAAACAUUAGUUCAUCCUAAUUAAACUCAAUAAACUAUUACCAAUUGUUUUAAAUUUAUCACCAAAGAAUAACAAAAAGGCAACUUAAGCUAUCCCACCAAAAGCUAAGCUAAGGCAUCAAUUCCCUUCCCACCCUCUUUCAAAAAUGCAUUUAUGAAUCAUCACAAAACAACAUUCAAAAGUAGAGAAUUUCAACAACAAAAAAUAACAACACUAAAAAAAAUGUUCAUCAUUAUCAACCAAACUAACCAUGCUACUCUUCUUCUCUUCCUCAUUUUCCUACUUUCUUACUUCUCCUAUACAAAUUCCUAUGUCUUCAUCUAUGCCGGUUGUUCUCAAGAAAAGUUCCAACCCUCGUCGUCUUUUGAAUCCACCAUCAACACCUUCCUAACCUCGGUUGUCACCUCCUCAUCGCAAACCGGCCUCUACAACACCUUCACCCCAGGAGACUCUUCCCCUAGCACCUCCUCCGACUCCACGAUUUACGGCCUAUACCAAUGUAGGGGUGACUUAAGACCUUCAGAUUGUACAAGUUGCAUCCAAAGUGCAGUCACUCAAAUAGGCCUAAUAUGCCCUUACUCCUAUGGUGCUACCCUACAACUUGAGGGGUGUUAUGUACGAUAUGAGAAGUUCGACUUCCUAGGAAAACCCGACAAUACGGUCAUGUACAAGAGGUGUAGCCGGAGCUCGAGUGAUGAUGCUGAGUUUUUUCGUAGAAGAGAGGAUGUUUUAGCCACUAUACAAGGGGCGGUGAAUGGGUUUAGGGUUUCGAGUUUGGGUUCGGUACAAGGGUUUGGGCAGUGCUUAGGAGAUUUGAACUCUAAUGAUUGUUCAAAUUGUUUGAAUGAGGCUGUUAAAGAGUUGAAAACACUUUGUGGUCAAGCUGCUGCUGCUCAUGUUUUCUUGGCUAAGUGUUAUGCUGAGUAUUGGGAAGCUGGUUACUAUGAUUUAUCCACUCAUAAUUCAGAAGCGUCGCACGAUGAUGAAGUUGCAAAAACAGUAGCUAUUAUUGUCGGAAUCAUCGGAGGAAUCGCAAUUUUGAUCGUUCUUCUAUCCGUUUGUCGGAAAUCAGCUCCCGGUGGCAAAUAAAUUUGUUUAGUUUUUUCUAUUAAUUUGCAUUUUGUUGAAUUUUAUCUUGAUGCAAAUUUUCAAAUUAA